AUGAAACGCUUCCGCCCGCUCGCCGCGUUCGUCAUCGCGCUUUUGGCCACGCUCACCCUCAACACCGCCGCGCACGCCCAGAUGAUGGGCGGCCUCGGCCGCUCCGAUCCCGUUUCCACCGCCGACAUCCAGGACAUGUCCGAGUUCCUGAGCUUCACCGACGACCAGCGCGCCACCGCCCUGGACAUGCACACCGCUUACCUCUCCACCUUCGAGGAAAACCGCGACACCCUCUACCAGGCCAUCAACGCCAUCCAGGAGGAAUUCCAGCAGACCCAGGACAUGUCCAUCUUCGAGGAGAUGCAGAAGAUGGUCGUCGAAUUCGAGAAGACCUCCAAGGGCGCCGCCGACCGACUCUUCGAGGACAUCCAGCUCAUCCUCACCGAAGAGCAACUCGAGAACUGGCCAGCCUUCGAACUCCGAUCGUUCCGCAAGCGCACGCUCCCCACAGUCUCCAACGGCGGCAUGAACAUCUCCGGCGCCACCACCGACCUCAUCGACAUCUACGAGCAGCACAUCGAAUCCGACGUCGAAGACGACGACGUCCGCGAAUCCCUCCUGCCCCUCCUCGCCAGCUACGAGCGCGAGAUGGACGCCGUCCUCCACGAAUACGUCGAAGUCCGCAACGAGGUCACCGAGGACUCCCUCGAGAUCGGCAUGGACUGGAUGGCGAACAUGGACAAGAUCGACGAGAUCAUCAAGACCUACAUCGGCGCCGCCGUGAAAAUCCGCGACAUCAACGACCGCUACACCGGACGCAUCGCCUCCAUCCUCUCCGGCGACACCCGCAAGUCCUGGGAGAACGAAUUCAACGUCUCCGCCUCCCCCAGCGUCUACACCGACAACUACAUCGACCAGUCCUUCAACGCCGCCCGCGAGCUCACCUCCCUCACCGAGGAGCAGCGCGAGCGCGUCGAAGAGCUGCGACGCCGCUACCUCGCGAGCGAAUCCUCCGUCAACGCCAAGUGGGCCGCCGCCCUCCGCGAAUCCGAGGAAAACCUCAGCUUCUCCGCCAUGAUGCAGGGCCAGAUGCAGUCCCCCGAAGUCGGCGAACUCCGCAAGGAGCGGGGCGACCUCGACGCCCGCACCUACGACGAGCUCGCCGCCGUCCUCACCGAGGAGCAGCGCGAGGCCCUCCCCGCCAAGCCCGCCGCCAACUGGCGCGACCGCUUCCAAUUCAACACCGGCGGCUGA
Molecule: messenger RNA, 1194 nt
Organism: Symbiodinium necroappetens
Lineage: Eukaryota; Dinophyceae; Suessiales; Symbiodiniaceae
Source: the annotation of a GenBank genome assembly